AUGCAGUCUCCAGACGGACGCGCAUUUAACAUAUCCCCGGACUCAUCCCCGAACAGCCGGACUCCUUCAUCUGGUCUAGCUUCGACGAAGUCUGGGCGUGUCAAGGCACUUUCGUGUGACUUUUGUCGACGUCUCAAGAUGCGCAAUGCUCGCAAUGUGCGUCCCGAAACGUGGAGUGCGUUCGUUCCAUCGUUCCCCCUAAACCUUGUUAGGAAAGUGCACAUAGAGGCUAUGGAAAACCGUAUUCGACAACUAGAAUCAGUCAUUACAGCAGCGAUAUCAAGCUCGGAAAACUCAGACAAGCUCAACACUGUAUCAGAAAGGGCAUUCGAGGCCCAAGCUGAAAAGCCGGAUACCCGGUCAUUCGUUCUCAAUGGAGAAACCAGCUUUCGGUUUGUCGCGAGCGGGCGCGCUAAAUUUCAAGGCUCGUCAUCUGGAUUCUCCAUCUUUUCGCCAUCCGGUUUCCGCUGGAUUGCUAAGAAAACUGGAAACCGAGACUUGGAACGGGUUGUCUCCCAAGUCGCUCGACUUGACCUCACAAGUUGGCAUCCUGGCCACUGGGGCAAACACCUCAACGUAACAUGGCACCCGUUACCUCCGGAGCAACGCCACGAGCUGCCUAACAGAGCGACGGCAUUCGAAUACGUUGAAGGUUAUCCAGCCACGGACCCUCUGCGCUCCCCUGAAACUAUUCAAAUUCUUUCCGAUGAGCUGCCGGCCAGGUAUCUAAGAAAUGCGACAAGUGCCAUUACCGACCUUCAAUUCGGAAGCCCGUGCUUGAUGUCUGUACAGGCCAUUAUCACAAUGGCUAUCAUGCUCCUGGGUAGCUCGAAUCCUCUCGCAAUUGAGACUUUGGUAGCAAUUGCAGCACGCAUAUCACAUGCCAUCGGUUUGAACCGUUGGUUAGAUGAUUGCGGUCUUUCGGAACAGCAACUGGAUGAGCGACGUAACGUUUUCUGGAUGCUUUAUAUGAUAGACAAAGGUGUAGCCCUUUACGCUGGGCGCCCACCCGUCAUGCAUGACCAGGACAUCGGUGUCGCUCUACCGAAAUCAACGAACUCCUCGCUCAUGAUGCCGAGUGGCUUGCCUCACUUUAACACGUUCGUCCAUGCUGCCAGACUAGCCAUGAUCGAGAGCCAGGUAUACAGCGAACUCUAUUGUCCCAGGGCUCGUUCCAGACCAGCUCUGCAGAAGCUGAAGGCGGUCGGCAUUUUGGACGCGGAGCUCCAGAAAUGGCGACGAGAAAUUCCAAUACAUGUACGCCCUGAAAGUUCGAUAAACUGCGACACGCAACAAUUCCUGCCCGUCCUGGCUUUACACUACUCGUACUACAAUUGCCUCAAUACUAUUCAUCGCGCUUCUAUUCACUACGGGCCUUGGACCGAGCUGGCUGAGGAGCGAGAGCUAGUCAACCACGACCUCGGAUUGAACCCGCGCGUAUACGACAGCGAAUCAAUCUGCGUUCUCGCUGCAAGAGAUGUCAUAAACCUGCUUGACCAUUUCAAGCAAUAUCCUGCGCCGCCGAUGUUUUGGAUGAGUGUUUCCCAACCUCUGUGCGCUUCCUUGACCCUUUUCGCCAAUAUACUAGAGCAUCCGAACGACCCUCUCGCACAGUCUGACCUGGACUUAAUAUCAUCAGUCACUUCGCUUUUCGGCCAACUGGUGGCUCAAGGGCGCCUCCAGUUCGCCACCGGAACCCUAUGGAUCUUCCAAGAGCUGUAUCAGAUUGCGAAGUUGUAUCUGUCAGCUCCUGAAGCUCUAGUUGCAGAACCUCAGCCCGAUACCACGAACUUGGAGAGCUCGAUAGCAUCAGUGGCCGAAUGCUUUGAUAUGGCCGGUGCAGCACUUGAUGUCUCCCCGACGGUUCCGGUAACUUCACGCUCCGACUUCAACCCUGACGUUUGGUCCCCGUGGCAGGUGGAUACCAAUGAUUACGUCCUACGUGACGACUCCUCAUUCUCACCAAUCGAUAUCCGAUAA
Messenger RNA from Mytilinidion resinicola, 1980 nucleotides. RefSeq lists its product as uncharacterized. Gene Ontology annotation, biological process: DNA-templated transcription. The record is from RefSeq and is a predicted model, not a curated record. Bases 1 to 1980 code for a protein of 659 amino acids. Lineage: Eukaryota; Fungi; Ascomycota; Dothideomycetes; Mytilinidiales; Mytilinidiaceae. Gene Ontology annotation, molecular function: zinc ion binding; DNA binding. The transcript has 8 exons.